Molecule: messenger RNA, 1206 nt
Organism: Topomyia yanbarensis
Lineage: Eukaryota; Metazoa; Arthropoda; Insecta; Diptera; Culicidae
Exons: 3
Coding region: 1-1206 (401 amino acids)
Source: RefSeq, a predicted model, not a curated record
AUGGGAGAGGAUCAGGAUAUGGGUUGGGGUAUGUUUAAGGAAUUGAUGUAUGCUGGACGAAUAAUUGCUCUGCAGGAAGUGAUAAUUAUUGAUGCUCCCGGCAAAAGUACUGACAUAUUCGAUUUGGAUCAGCUAUCAACGUCACAUGGCACUACUACUUUAGAGCAAAAUGAUAAUGAUUUCUGGAAGGAUUUAAGGCAUCAUGUUGAAGACAAUACAUUAACUUCAAUACAGCAGACAGGAAUAGCAUUCGCCACAUAUUUGCAUAGUUUGCCCAAUUACAACCGUGCUAUGGUCUUUGAAAUUAUCUCUUCAUUAAAAAUAAUGGUGUUAGAACCACUUAUGUCGAUUGUCUGUGAUGCAAUUAAGCCAGCAAUUCCAGAUGCAGAAAAGGCCAACGUUUUAAACCACAUAAUGAAGGUCACUCAAGCAUUCGAUAUGGUAGAUACCGAACAUAAAUUUGUAAAACUUUUGAAAGAGAAUUGUAAUUUCAAAAUGCCAAUUCUUGAUCAUGUAACCAGUGAACUUAAUCCCAUGGAAUUAGAAGAUGGUGUAGAAAUGGUGGAAAAAUCAAAAUCCAACGUGUACAUCGGAUUAGAAAAUCUUUUCACCAAUUUUUUUGCUGUUGAGGCGAAUAUCGAAGCGUUAUUGAACAGUUAUGAAAAGCUUACUACUUCAUCAGAAGAUGUGAAUGACAACUUUGUUAAAGGCAAAUUCUGGAAGCAAAAAGUUGAAAACAGACCUGAUGAUGUGUGUAUUCCAUAUUUCAUUUUCGCAGAUUCUUUCGAAAUCAAUAAUCCGUUGGGCUCAAAAGCUGGUAAACAAGCGCUGACUGGAUUUUAUUUAAAUUUUCCCAGUUUACCACGACACAUCCAUGGGAAAAUCGAAAACAUGUUCCUACUCCAAUUUGUAUAUUCAGCGGUAGAAAAAUCCCACUCGAACGAAGAAGUAUUGCAUACUUUAAUUCAAGAAAUCACACAUUUGGAGAAAACACCUGUAAGAAUACCUUUAAAAGGCAAAGAUUGUAAUAUAUUUUUUUUAUUUGGAGGAUUACGAGGAGAUAAUUUGGGUUUGAAUUCUCUUUUGGACUACAGUAAAUCAUUUGUUGCAAACUAUCCAUGCAGAAUUUGCUCGAUGCAUCUUGACAACAUUCGGAAAUGCACAGAAGACGAUCCUACACUCUACCGCACUGAGGAAUCAUCGUAG